This is a messenger RNA of Amaranthus tricolor (Joseph's coat), 1747 nucleotides long. RefSeq lists its product as uncharacterized. The record is from RefSeq and is a predicted model, not a curated record. Gene Ontology annotation, cellular component: U2-type spliceosomal complex. Gene Ontology annotation, molecular function: RNA binding. Lineage: Eukaryota; Viridiplantae; Streptophyta; Magnoliopsida; Caryophyllales; Amaranthaceae. Bases 140 to 1462 code for a protein of 440 amino acids. The transcript has 2 exons. Gene Ontology annotation, biological process: mRNA splicing, via spliceosome.
AUUUAUUAUCCUAUUUUUCUAGCCGUGUUUCCUCGUCCUAUUCUCCUUAUCACGCCUCACCCCAUUUUGCAAUUCUCUUUGUUUCAAAAUAUUCAGAAACUAAACCCUAAUUUCUGAUCUCCAUUGUCGAUCACCAGCCAUGUCUGUUACUGCCGGUGUUGCUGCAACUAGCGACACUGUAAUCGCCAUUAGAGAGAAGCUUCGAGGUAAAAUCAGCCAAACUAAAGUCAAGCGAUAUUGGCCUGGAAAAGCUCCAGAAUGGGCUGAUGAAGCCGAAGAAGACGAUGAUCUUCGCACUUCAUCUCGUCGACAUAAUCUAGAACAAGCUUUUCCGGUGAAUGAUGAUCCAUCUUUUGCUCGUUCAGAUGACCCUCGUCUUCGUAGGUUGGCGGAGAAUCGAGCGGAGAAUCGGGAAGAAAUUCGUGCUGAUCACCGGAGAAUCCGGCAAGCGGAGAUUGUGUCUACUGUCGAGGAAGAAAAUCGUGCGGAAGAAGAUGCUGAGGAGGAAGAUGAGGAUGCCUUGGAGGAGAGAAGGAGAAGAAUAAAGGAGAAAUUAUUGCAGAGAAGGCAAGAAGAGGAGAGAGAGUUAGCUCCUGUUGAGGAAGAAGAUGAAGAAGCUGAAGAAGAAGAGGAAUCAGAGGAAGAAGAAUCGGAGUAUGAGACAGAUUCCGAGGAGGAGGAGAUGAAUCGGCGAGCUUUAGCGAAGCCAAUUUUUGUGCCGAAGCAGGAAAGAGAAACGAUUGCAGAGAGGGAAAGGUUGGAAUUGGAGGAACAAGCAUUGGAGGAGGCUGUGAAGCGGAGGCUCGAGGAACGAAAACUGGAAACUAAACAGAUUGUGGUGGAGAAGAUUAGAGAAGCUGAGGAGAUACAGAAGAAUCUAGAAGCUGAUGCAGAUGUUGCUGAUGUUGAUACUGAUGAUGAAUUGAAUGAAGCUGAAGAGUAUGAGAGUUGGAAAGCGAGGGAAAUAGCGAGAAUUAAGAGAGAUAGGGAUGAUAGAGAGGCCAUGUUGAAGGAGAAAGAGGAGAUUGAAAGGGUUAGGAAUAUGACCGAGGAAGAGAGAAGAGAAUGGGAGCGGAAGAACCCUAAGAAUACACCUGCACAGAAGCAAAAAUGGAGGUUUAUGCAGAAGUAUUAUCAUAAGGGUGCUUUCUUUCAGUCUGAAUCUGAUGAUAGAGCUGGGACUGCUGGGGGAGAUGACAUUUUCCGGCGUGAUUUUUCGGCUCCUACUGGGGAGGAUAAACUUGAUAAGACGAUUUUGCCUAAAGUUAUGCAAGUUAAACACUUUGGAAGAAGUGGCAGGACUAAAUGGACUCAUCUUGUUAAUGAGGAUACCACUGAUUGGAACAACCCGUGGACGUUCAAUGAUCCUUUAAGGCAAAAAUAUAAUGCAAAAAUGGCAGGCAUGAACAAACCGAUUGCAAAACCUAAAGGAAGCCGGAAAUUGAAGGACUGGGGGCAGUAAUUCAAUUUGAAACAGAAAUCUGAUUGUGAAAGGUCUCCAAAACCCUUUCUUUUUAUUUGAAGGAGAAAUAUAAAGCUCAUAUCAGAUGGGAAGCAUUAAUCUUAUUUAAUUGUACAACGAACGAAUUACAUGUAUGAAUAUAUAGCAGUUCAGUAGCAAUUUCUAUAAGCUAAUAUUUACUUCAUAUGAUUGCUUUGUUUAGUGUACUCAAACGUCUUCAUCUAUUUGGCUCAUUAUCGAUGCUGGCUACGUUUUUUUGUAGUUUGCUGUUACCAAGCCUAAAAA